UGUUGAAUAAAUCAUUAAAUCUUUUUCUGUUAUUUAUCAAAAAUGUUUCACCCAAAAUAUUGACAUAACCCCUUCAGGCACAUGCAUUCUUUUGUGGCUUCCCAGAUAUUUCGUGGAACGUUAUUACACACACUCAUCUAUAGCCUGCGUACACCGUUAGCACAAAUUUAUCAUCGCUUCCAUGUUUCGUCGUCAUGGGACUUCUCAGAAACAACAAGAGCAGGAACAUCUUGAACAGCAACCUGAAAUUAAGGUCAACGAGCUGAAAUCGGCUAUUGGUCCACUUUCUGGGCGAAAUUUAUUAUAUUGUACUGAUGCAUGCUUGAAAAGAUAUCUGGAAGCUCGUAAUUGGAAUGUAGAGAAAGCAAAAAAAAUGUUGGAAGAGACCCUUACAUGGCGAUCUACCUAUAAACCAGAAGAAAUCCGCUGGGAAGAAAUUGCAGUUGAAAGUGAAACUGGGAAACUGUUUAGAGCAAAUUUUCAUGAUCGGUUUGGAAGGACUAUUCUCAUAAUGAAACCUGGAUUGCAGAAUACAACAUCAAUGGACGGGCAAAUUAGACAUCUAGUAUACAUGAUGGAGAACGCUAUCCUAAAUCUCCCAGAAGGGCAAGAAGAAAUGGUGUGGUUAAUAGACUUUACCGGAUUAUCUUUCAGCGUCAAUGUCUCAAUUAAAACCGCUCGAGACACAAUCAGUAUACUACAAAACCACUAUCCCCAGAGGCUAGCUAUUGCAAUUUUAUACAGUCCACCACGAAUAUUCGAAGCAUUUUGGAAGAUUGUUAAAUAUUUCUUGGAUCCGAAAACAUUCCAAAAGGUUAAAUUUGUGUACCCGAAAAAUAAAGAGAGUGUGGAGCUCAUGAAAUCAUAUUUUGAUGUUGAUAAUCUUCCAACUGAGUUUGGUGGAAAGGCGACAAUGAAGUAUGAUCACCAAGAGUUUUCAAAAUUAAUGGCUAGGGAUGAUGUGAAAGCUUCACAAUUCUGGGGGUUUGAUGAAAAGACGAUUCUGCCCCCUGAGUCUCUUGCUGAUCCUACGACACCAAAAGACUGCUAACUGCUGAUGUAGAAGGUAAAUAUAUAUAGUAACAAUAAUGGUGUAUGUAUACGUUAGAUGAAAUUAGAUCGAUGGGGGUAAAAUGGUCUAAAGGAAUUAUUACUUAAUGUAUUCAUAAUCACUUAAACUGUGACUUAAUUAUUGUAAGCUCUUGAUGGAUGAUCUCGGUCCAUGUAAGUAUCUAUAAAUAAUUUGGUUAUUAUUAACCAAUCUUAUAAUGUGAAUUUAUAAAUAUAUUUAUUUUUUA
Messenger RNA from Lactuca sativa (garden lettuce), 1298 nucleotides. RefSeq lists its product as uncharacterized. The record is from RefSeq and is a predicted model, not a curated record. Gene Ontology annotation, molecular function: phosphatidylinositol transfer activity. Lineage: Eukaryota; Viridiplantae; Streptophyta; Magnoliopsida; Asterales; Asteraceae.